GCCCGGUUCGAGUCCCCGUCUCGGCCGCCAUGGCGGACGCGGAGCCGGAGGCUGAGGGCGGCAGCGAGGAUGGCGACGGCGGCGGCGGCCGGGCUCCUCCCGGCCAGAGCCGUAGCGCCGCCCGCGUGGCCCCGCUGGGCCCCGAGCAGCUGCGGCGGGUCCUGGAGCAGGUGACGAAGGCGCAGGCGCCCGCCGAGCCGCUGCCUUUCGUGCUGCAGGACGCGGCGCGGCGGCUGCGGGACGCGGCCCAGCAGGCUGCCCUGCAGCGGGGCCCGGACGCCGAGCCCCCGCGCCCGCCGCGCCUGCUGCCGCCCCAGCAACUAGAAGCCAUUUGUGUCAAGGUAAUAUCUGGAGAAGCCAAAGGUCAGGAAAGGCCAGUGCCCCUACUGGCCACCAUCCAGCCCAAAACAGCAAGACAGAGCCAGCCUCCCGGCAGGAAUUCCAACCUGAUGGGGCUUUGUGUCACCGGUCCUCAGCUGCUCAGGGUGCAGCCCCUCAUGAGAACCGGUCCCCAGCCACGCUUCCCGAGUGACUUGCCUCGGCCUCCUGCUCAGGUGUUUGUACAGAGACCACUGCCUGCCCUCCAGCCAGUCCCUGCAAAGACAGUCACAGCCCCCAAGCCCCCAAAUGGACAGGGCUUCAUGUUGGCCCCUUUGUCAGCUUCCGACCCGCCGGCAGUAACAUCUGUUUCAUCCAGUUCAGCUCAUUUAUUUAUUUCCAACUUGCAUACAGAACAUACUGAGACACUAAAAAAAUCUUUAAAAGUGAAAACACGUUCUGGACGGAUAUCUCGACCUCCCAAAUAUAAAGCUAAAGAUUAUAAAUUCAUAAAAACAGAGGAUUUGGCAGACGGUCAUCCGUCAGAUUCUGACGAUUAUUCGGAACUGAGUGUGGAAGAAGAUGAAGACCAGAGGGACAAGCGGGCUCUCUUUGACUUGUCAAGCUGCUCUCUGAGGCCCAAAACUUUUAAGUGUCAGACUUGUGAAAAGUCCUACAUAGGAAAGAGGGGACUUGCCCGGCAUUUCAAACUUAAUCCAGGCCACGGCCAGCUGGAACCUGAGAUGGUGCUGUCUGAGAAGGCCAAUGGGAGCAUGAUCCCGGGGUGCCUGGAGGAAGGAGCCGUUAGCCUGACUGCGCCAGAGCUGUCCACACCAGCUGCUGUCCGGGGCACAGGGACAGAGUCAGCACAGGGUAACCUGCAGAAUGGCCAGUCUGUAGAAGUUGAAGAGGCGUUGGUGUCUGAACCAGAAAAUGGAAGUCCUUCUGCUCUUUGGGGAUCAGAGAUUCACCUAGGACCUGGAAGUGGAUACUUCGAGACUUCUGCAGAGUCCAGCACAACCGGCCUCCAGCAGAGAGGAGUGGCUCAGCCACAUGGGAACCCUGCUGUGGCAGAGGGACAGAGCACAUCCAAGGGCAAAGCCAGGCUCAGGGAGUUCCUGCAGCAGUGUGACCGGGAGGACCUGGUGGAGUUGGCCCUGCCUCGGCUGGCUCAGGCUGUGACCGUGUAUGAAUUUCUUCUGAUGAAGGUUGAAAAAGGUCAUCUAGCAAAGCCUUUUUUCCCAGCUGUGUAUAAGGAAUUUGAAGAGUUGCAUAAAAUGGUUAAGAAAAUGUGUCAAGACUAUCUCAGUACUUCUGGUCUAUGUUCUCAGGAGCCCCUGGAAAUAAACAAUAAUAAGGUUGCUGAGUCAUUAGGAAUUACAGAAGAAUUCCUGAGGGACAAAGAAAUCCACCCAGACUGUGUUCCACCCAAGCGUCCCGGCAGAGAGACGGGCGGGGAGCAGCCGGAGGAGGCUGGCAGACGGAAGAGGGAAAAUGAGGCCACAGAGGAGGGGCUGGCCUUAGUAAAAAGGCCCAGAAGAGAAGCCCUGCCCAGGUCCACCACAGAGCCUCUUGCUGCCGACAGUGGAGGCUGGGAGAAACACCAGCCCUCGUGUGCUGCAACUGCCCGUGACGGUUUUGCCCCUCUAGUAAAUGGGAACAUCUCUCGCCGUUCUGAAGAAAGCCAUACGAUGACGGCUUCUGAUAGUAAUAGAAGCAUACUACACGCAGGCCAGCAGCUUAAGGCAUUCGCUGACUUAGAAGCCAGGAGUGGGUCUGCAGGCCCUGCCCUCCUGUGUCGGGAUGUUGGUGGACUGGUUCUUUAUACUCAGUUAGGAGAGCCUGGGAGUCUGACCCAGGCACAGGUGGCAGCAUUCCCUGAAGACAGUGCUCCAGAACAUUCUUCAGACCAGGAUGCUGGGGACAGCCUAAGGAGCCCAGGUGUCUGCAGCACCUUGUCAUCAGGUGAAGGGGUGGAGUCCGUGCUGCCUGGCGGGUCUGGAAGUGCAGAAGCAGGAAAUCUCCACAAGAUGUGUGACUCCCGUCUGAACUGCCCGCAGUCCAGCCCCAGCAACGUCCUGCUCACAGAGGCUGCAGCCCCUCCACUCGAGAAGAUCUUGCCCCUGAACAGUGCCCCAGUGGACUGCACCUACAGGACUGUGUCCGAGCCUGGGCCUCGGCCUGGCCCAGAUGGAUCACUGCCCACUGAGGGGAGUCUCAGGAGCCACCUGGGGGACCUGAACCAGUUCCCCUGUGGGGUGGAGGUACAUUCUGGCCAGAGAGAACUGGAAGGUGUGGUUGCUAUAGGUGAGGCCAUGGCUUUUGAAAUUACCAAUGGGUGCCACGAGUUAUUGUCUCAGGGACAGGAGCAGAUUUUUAUUCAGACUUCCGAUGGGCUUAUCUUAUCCCAUCUUGGUACGAUAGUGUCUGGGGAGGAGGACAUUGUCAUAGUAACCAGUGCAGAGGGGCCUGCCUUGCAGGUGGGCCCACCAGAAGGAGUCCCUCUGGAAACUGUGGAGUCAUUCCUCACCGUGGAGGCACAGCCCUCACAGUGAAAAGGAGUCCAGAUAAGGUCUAUUUCAAGCAAUGUAUGUUUUUCUAAUGUGAAUACUGAUACAAAUGAACCUUAAUUUAUAAAGAAUAACGUCUUCCUAC
Lemur catta (Ring-tailed lemur) is the source of this 2973-nucleotide messenger RNA. It is a transcript of the gene ZNF839, whose product is annotated as zinc finger protein 839. The record is from RefSeq and is a predicted model, not a curated record. The transcript has 8 exons. Bases 30 to 2873 code for a protein of 947 amino acids. Lineage: Eukaryota; Metazoa; Chordata; Mammalia; Primates; Lemuridae.